This is a messenger RNA of Monoraphidium neglectum, 264 nucleotides long. RefSeq lists its product as hypothetical. The record is from RefSeq and is a predicted model, not a curated record. NCBI's taxonomy places the organism in Eukaryota, Viridiplantae, Chlorophyta, Chlorophyceae, Sphaeropleales, Selenastraceae. The transcript has 2 exons. Bases 1 to 264 code for a protein of 87 amino acids.
AUGGGCGCCCUCGGCGGCGGCGGCGGCGGCGACCUGCGCGCCUUUGCCAACUUUGGCGGCGGCGGCGUCGCGCGCCUCCACGGCGGCGUCCCGCUGCCCGGCGGCGGCAUGAUGCUGCGCGCCGGCCCCGGCGGCGCCGGCGGCGGCUGGUUCGCGCCGGCGGGGGGCCCGCGGCGCGGGGCGGCGCCGGGCGCGCCGGGGGCGGGGGUGUGGGACGAGACGGGGGCCGUGAUGGAUGAGGAGGAGCUUGCGGCCCGCAACUAA